AUGGAACUAGAUGUAUCACCUGCAGACAAAAUAGACAACGAUAUGGAAUAUUCAGAAAAUUCGACAGACAGUAAAUAUACGCCAUGUAAAAAUGACCAGUAUUCUAUCAUACGCAUUCCCGAAGAUGGGGAAAAGUCAAGUAAGCACUCCUCGAGGAAACAAUCAAAGAGGAGAAAAAAGAAUUCCAGUCAUUCACGGCCUUUACCAAGGAUAAUAGUCAAACCUUUGCCUCCUCCUCCUCCCCCUGAAAACAGGGAAUGGACAGCAGCCACAUCGUUUUCAGAAAGCAGUUCUAACUCUAGCCGACCAUCAACUAUGCGAGAAGUAUUGGCUAGUAUCCCUGGGUUUUGUAUGAAACCCAGAAAGAGAAGUGGCAAAAAGUUAUCUACAGCCGCACAAUUGCAGCAAACAAGAGAAGGUUGCAUUGACUUAGAAACACCGGAUUCAAUAUUAGUAAAUACCAAUAUAAGAGCAUUACUAAAUAAACACACAUUUUCACUUCUACCACCUUUAUACCAAUAUAAACUUGGGCAGCUACUCCCAAGUGUGGAUAGGUUAAGUCCUUCAGGUCGCUUAAAUUCUUCUAGUCUGAAUAAUGAAUUUUUUGCCCGUGCCUGCUUACAAUGGCAAGACAGCCUAUCUGGUGGAGAAUUAACUCCAGAAAACCAGCAAAGAAUGAAGACUGAAGCAGAAAAAGAAAAAAGCAAAAUUGAUCCUUGGAAAUUGAAACAUUUUGAACCAAUUUGGGGAGAGAAAUGUAGAAAAGAAAAAUCUUCCAUCAGUUUGAAUUCAGAUCGCCCAUCUCUUAAAACCACAAUAAAGUUAAGGCCAACAGCUUCAAUAACAAGCAGUAGUACAGUUCCAAAAAUUAAAAAAAGUAAAUCUGGUAGUAGUAAAAGAAUGCGUUCAGUGGGAGCAGUUACAAGAUCUUCAGCUCGAGCUGAUGAUGUAAUAGAAGAACCACUUUCAGUGUGUAGUAAACAAUCAGCUCCGGUGCCAGACUUAUUGCCUCUGAAACAGUCUAAAAGUCACAAUCAUGCUAACUAUGAGGAAUAUCCGGUAGACUUUACUUUCUCAGAUUCAUCUUCUACACAGAGGAUGGAUGACUCACUGUCUACUACACCAGUUGACCCACUCCUGCUACCAGAUGGGGAUUCAGAAAGGAAUGAAGUUAAGCAAGAACUAGACAUCAGUGUUGUUACUAUUGAAGAAACUUCAAAAGAUUGUGAAGAGGAUAAAGCCAUAGAUUUUGAUAGUAAUUUAAAUGAGUCUUCUAAGAGAUCAAGCAAUGAGAAUGCAGACUAUACAAUGGCAAAGAGAAUUAAGUUUGAAGAAGACUAUGAAAUGCAUAACUCUAAUUAUAUGACACAUAAUGCAGAAGUUACAAAUCACUAUUCAGAUAUUGAGACAAAUUAUUCAAAUGAGCAAGUUUGUCCUAAUGAUGAACUCUUGUAUACUGGGCAAGACCAUGGUGACACUAAUAGUGAGGAUAGUAAAGCCACUGCAUCUGUCUAUGAAUAUGAUGCAAGAAGUGAAUCUUCAAUGUCCAGUCUGAAGGUAGAUAUGACUGUAAAUAACAUGAGUGUGAGUGAAUCUACAGGUGCUACUGAAUCCAUUUCUUACGAUAAUAUUGUUAACGAGGUGGAGGAGAGUCCUGAAAUUGAUAAGGGUAGUUCUGAAAGUGUAAUAUGUGAAGUUCAGGAACCAUAUGUAGAACAGUAUCAGGAAUGUGUGAAGUCGGACACAGAUGUAGAGUCACCACAACACUGUAAGGAAACUGUGGCAGAGCAGGAACAAGCAGUGUGCCAGAGCUACAGCCAGGAAAUGGAUGCAGUAACACCUGAUGUCCAGUCUCAUAUUAAGGAUGAUGUGAUGGAUAGUCCUAAAUGUGAGAAAGAAAGCUUGCCUCAGAACAUGUCACAGAAUUAUUAUGAUGAACAUUUCAAAGAUGCAGAGUCUUUUAUUUUGGAGACGAGCCUCUCAAUACUCACAUCACAGAGUGAAGAUGUAAAAUAUUCAUCACAUCCUAACUUGAUGGAGUUGUCAUCGUAUAUGAGUGAAACAAAUGUGACUGCUGUUGUGACAAUGCCUUUAACACAAAAUUCAUCAAUACCAAUGAUGGAAGUCACUAAUACAUCUAUUGUUUCCUACCCUGAUGAUAACAUGAAGGAUGCAGCUAAACCCAAGGCAUCAGCAGUGUCAUGGAAGAACGACAAUGACUGGACAAACAAUGAAAAUGUCAUGUCUUUACAUCCUUUUUCUAAUUUAAGCACAGAGAAUACCAAAUAUGUUAAUGAAGACUCCAAAACAAGUAUGGACGAUAUAAAUAUGAAUGAUGAAAAUUGUAUGUACAAAGAAGAUAGGGAUGCAAAUUUUAAUAUGGAGUCCUCUAAUUCAUCUGAAAGUUGUCAGUCCAUAAAAGAUUCAUCAAAACAAGAACUAGAUGCGGCAACUAGCCUGAUAUCUAGUACCGCUGUUACAAACCCACCGGUGAAUUCUACUACUAUAAGUCAGGGAAUCUGGGCUCGAGGUAAAAAAUCGAAGAUUGGAAAGGAAUCUAACAGGAGUAGAAGCUCAAACAAAGUGCCCCCAGGCACAGUGAACCUAGAACGCAGCUAUCAGAUCUGCCAGGCGGCGAUACAGAAUAGUCCGAACCGCGAUGCAUUGCGCGGUCAACUGCGACCGCCGCCCGCACUACUGACGCGGCCCGCGCGGUCCGUGCGGCCGCCACCCCCGCCUCCGCCCGUACUCGUACGACAGCUGCCAGUAUCUGUGAUGCCUCAUAAUGAAAUGAACGAGAAUCGGUCUAACAACGUGGGGCAGUAUAUUCUCGUUCAAAGAACUCCUAAUGUGGCGCCGCGAGCUUCCAGUGCUCCACCUGCGAACCAAAAUACUAAUGUGAGCGUAGCACGGUGCCGUAGUGUGGGCGCGGACGACGCGUGCGUGUGUAACCUCCGCGCCAUGAUACUGUGCAAGAAAUGCGGUGCCUUCUGUCACGACGACUGCAUCGGAUCAGCAGAACUAUGUCUCACUUGUCUCAUACGCUGA
Spodoptera littoralis (African cotton leafworm) is the source of this 3048-nucleotide messenger RNA. The record is from the annotation of a GenBank genome assembly. NCBI's taxonomy places the organism in Eukaryota, Metazoa, Arthropoda, Insecta, Lepidoptera, Noctuidae.